Batrachochytrium dendrobatidis JAM81 is the source of this 3159-nucleotide messenger RNA. RefSeq lists its product as uncharacterized. Gene Ontology annotation, biological process: vesicle transport along actin filament; actin filament organization. Gene Ontology annotation, cellular component: cytoplasm; myosin complex; actin cytoskeleton. Lineage: Eukaryota; Fungi; Chytridiomycota; Chytridiomycetes; Rhizophydiales. The coding region runs from base 1 to 3159 and encodes 1052 amino acids. Gene Ontology annotation, molecular function: actin filament binding; ATP binding; microfilament motor activity. The transcript has 2 exons. The record is from RefSeq and is a predicted model, not a curated record.
AUGGCAGUUGCUACCAAGAGCCAUCCUGCAUUACAGCAAAAUCAUCAGCCUCAUAUGUUUGAUUGUGCUUCCUCAGCUUACUUGCAUAUGCAGGCAGAAGCUACUGAUCAGACAAUCAUCCUUUAUGGCACUAGUCAAGGAUCGCCAGCCCUAUCGAUACUAGAAGCCACCUGUCGCCACCUGGCAGAUCUUGGCCGUAGUGACGAUAUUGGUAACAAUAGCGGCCAAAAGCGCAAAGACAUUGCAUUGCAAAUACAUCGAUCCCAUGCUAUUCUUCAAGCAUUCACUGGCAUAACAGACGUGCAUGGCCACGGGUUUGAAACCCACGCCCUUGAUUCAAUUUCGACUACACCACCCACAUCAUCACCUACAGGAUGCAUCCAAUAUAAUGAACUUCAGUUUGAUACCAACCAUCAAGUUGUUGGAAUCAAAUUCAUUCCCUAUCUACUGCAGUCGGCGCAUAUCUGGUCCACACCUGGCUGCAACUUCACUAUACUGUACAGUUUGAUCGAGGGAGCAAUGCACGAAGAAAGAAUACACUGGGGCAUAGAUAAGCCAAAAAAUCAACACGACAGUACUUCACGGCAUCAACCCACCGUUGUACGCAAUUUCAAGUAUACUGCUGGGUCAGCAAAUAUGGGCCCAGCCAAACUCGACCAGCUUGAAGAAAAGUUUACUCAACUUCGGACACAUCUCAAACAUGUUGGUAUUUCCUCUCGAAUUCAGCGUGAUAUAUUUUCAAUUCUGGCUGCCAUUCUUCAUUUGGGAAACCUUGUAUUCCAAAAAAACACUGUGGGGGAUCGUGAGGCGACUGCAGUCACAAACCCUACAGAUCUAGCGAUUGUUGCAAAAUUACUGGCUGUGGAUACUGUGUCACUUGAAAAUGCAUUGACAUUACAAACUCGAUUGUUUAAUGGUGAAUCCAUUCAAGUCCAUUUGAAUCUGGAUGUAGCAGGUAAACAACGUGAUGCCUUGUCCGAGGCGCUUUACUCCGUACUGUUCAGCUGGAUCGUGGAGCAUCUAAACUCUCAGCUAUGUAAACAAGAGCAAGAAUGGGAAAACUAUAUUGCUGUUUUGGAUGUACCUGGAUUCGAUUUCAAAGCACACCAAAUGAGCAAUAAUCAGGCUGUUGGAACAAGAAGCUACUACCAAUUCAUGAACAACUUCUCCAACGAGCUUGUGCGCGAGCGCCUUUGGAAACCAAAUUACAAGCAUGCCGAGCUCGAGUAUAUCAAUAUAAACAGGACAAGAAACUCUUUGUAUGAACGUAGUGAUUCAAGCCUUUUAGAUAUUCUCAUGAGUGAACCAUUUGGUAUCAUACCACUUUUAAACACCGAAACAACUUGUGGAAGCGAGUCAACCAAUGACAGUGCAUUUUUGGCUAAUUGUGCACAUCGUUAUAAUGGUAUUUCGCAGUUUCAGAUUCCAUCUACGCCAAAUGCAAGCUUUAAAAUUAGACACUGUGACGGCAUUUCAGAAUACACUUCCUGUGACUAUAUGGUUCAAGGAUGGACAUUAUUAAACACAGACCCGGUUCAGUCUAGAUUUGUUUCGCUGUUUAGAGGAUCGCUGGAUCACUCGGGAACUAAAAACGAGUUUAUUCGACUACUGUUUGAUCAGCAUGUUUUGCUACGACAAUCCAACGAAAAUACCUCAACAGUACAAACUCCUCGUGGUCUGACACGAGGUCCAUCCAUGCGACGACAAGCCAUUACACAACCCAAAAUGCCACGAUUGCAUCACAAUGAGCCAAAAGUAGCCGACUUGGAGUCCACCGUUGCUCAUCAGUUUAUAAACGAAUACGCUGCACUUUUGGAUGUAAUUUCCACUACAAAGCAAUGGAGUAUAUUUACCAUUACUCCAUAUACAUACCAGUCGAGAUCAGACGACUGGAAUGAACACUACAUCAAGAAACAGCUGCAACUGACUCCCAUUCUUGAACUCUCCCAAUCAACUGUAUCUUUAUAUUCGUCAAUGCUAACAUACUCGGCUUUUGUAAAGCGAUAUGCGACUGUGCUCACUAAACAUGAUAUAUCCACACAAAAACAGAGCUAUCGUGACGCAUGCACCAAACUAAUAGAGUUGAUGAAAUGGCAGCAGAUUGAUGCUGUCUGCGUUAGGUCUGGGAUAUAUCUCUCUGAAAAGUCUUGGCGACAUUUAGAACAAGAUUUGCUGGAACUAGCAAAACCUGGCGCUAAUCAGGUGGAUAUAAUUGAAUGGGUUUCUGGUACGGAAAAUUGUUUUUUGGAUCCACAUACAAGAGCAUCGAUUGCCGAAUGGAUUUCAACCGAUGCAGUUUUAGAACAGAUACCACAUGAAAGAUCAGAUACAUUCAAAAGCAAUCAGACUAGGGAUGACAAGGAUACAUUCGAGGAAAGUGUAUCUGGAUCGUUUGUUGGCAAGGAUUCAGCCGAAACUGAGCGUGGAAUGAUCACACGUGGGCGUGUGCACUCCACUUCCACACUUUUGAAUCACAUUAUUCCAUCCAAAUGGCAGCAUGACUCAAUGCUAAAGCAGUCGGACACGAAACAACGUGAAAGGCGCAAAAAUAACCGUCUCGGUAAAUUUAAUCGCCUGUCACUAAGAAAUCCACUUUGUUCUGAGGAUACACCCAUUUCCAAAACUCGACGUAACUGGCUAUGUUGUACUUGGUCACUGACAUGGUGGGUUCCUUCCUGUAUAUUAUCAUGCUGCUGCGGUAUGCGAUUUCGUAAUCAGAAAGUUGCAUGGAGAGAAAAAGUUGCCAUGUUUAUUCUUAUAGCAGCCAUGAAUGCAAUGAUUUUGCUUUUCAUUAUUGGUAUUGGUCCUGUUUUGUGUCCACGUCGCAACGAGCUUUCACCUGGUGAAAUUUCUGCUUUAACUGAGCUAGAUCCCAAUUCUGCCACUGUCUAUAUGUACGGCAACUAUUAUAAUGUAUAUGCUAUAGCCAAUGAUCAUUUGAUGAAAGGCCGACCUUUGUCACAAAGCAACUAUUGGAAGAUGAACGUGAUGGGUCAAGAUGUAAGUGCCAGUUUUCAAAGGACAGUGUGUGGUCGUCUUACUGCCCAGCAUUCCCCAAACCAUCCAGUCAGUUUCAACUUUUUCCCGGCGGCUCUUUUGGUCUCAAAAACCCAUUAUGGUAUAUUCACAAUCGCCCCAAUGCCACGCGCGAUGUGCUAA